Symbiodinium pilosum is the source of this 618-nucleotide messenger RNA. Lineage: Eukaryota; Dinophyceae; Suessiales; Symbiodiniaceae. The record is from the annotation of a GenBank genome assembly.
AUGGACGCAGUCGUGUCACCGAGUGAGAAUGGCCUUUCCAAGAGCUCGUUGGAAAAUAUUAUGGCCUUUGUCUCGUACAUCCCGGUGGCCUUUGCCAUCUUCUUCUGCAUCACCUCGCAAGAAGGCCACUCCCAGGAUCCACUCGGCACUGCAAAAACUAUCGCAGCUGUGAUGUGCAUUGCCUACGCCAUGUGUGCAGGAGCAGCCUCUGGUGGAGGGUCGACCGAUCUGUGCAAGGCGUUGGUGUUGGCCAGAAUAGUCCUGGGCGUUGUUUCCUUCAUUUCGAGCGUUCUCAUCUUGGCGCUGGCCGAUGAAACGGGAGAAGUGAUAAAGUUCGUGCUCAUGUACCUGUUCUUGGCAUUGCUGACGCUUCCUGAGGCUGGCAUCAUGUACCUUUAUGUGCGGCAGGUGCAGCUUGAGAAGUUCAUGGCGCAAGGGGGCGACGUUCAUCAGGCCCCGGCUCCGAUUCAGCCUGGCCCCGCCAACUAUGGACCGCCUCCGCAAUCCGUCCGCGGUGGCAUGGGCAUGCCAGGCAUGCCCUACCCUGGUGCUGGGCCUCCAAACUUCACGGGACCAUCUGGGCCAUGCGCUGGCAAUGUUCAUGGAGGCGCAUGGUAG